AUGGAACCAAACACUUCCAAAGAAACUGCCAGUACUGGUUUUGUUAUCCAUCAAGAAAAUGAACGUAAAAGUUUUAGUAAAUCACAAAACUCAUUAAAAGGUUUAAUUGAACCAGAUGAAAGUGAAGACAUUGAUGUUGACAUUGACCAUGAUGAUAUUGAACAAGAUAAAAGCAAUAUAACACCUCCACUUACACCUCCAAUUGAAAAAAAAGUUAUGUUUAGUGUAACUCAAGCUCCUUCAAUAACUGAGCGUGAAGUAAGAUUAAAUUCAAUUAGGUCUAAACAAGAUGUGUUAUGUGUUAAUGGUGUGAUGGAUGAACUUAAAGAUAAAGGAAAUGAUUUUGACAACUCUACAACUGACACAACAAUGGAUUGCGUACCUACACCAUAUAAAACAGUUGAAACUAUAAAAAAUGAAGAAGUAUUUUCAAAGCCUAUUGAUGCGUCAGUAAAUUCAUUUGUAUAUGAGUCUCAAAGAAUGAAUGAAGAAAACAAACUUGAUUCAUCAAAAACAGAAGCCGAAAGUAAAGUAAGCUUUGAACAAACAGCUGAAAUAAAAAAUGAUAACAUGGAGUUAGAAGAUCUUAUUGCUCAAGCAGAUAACAAGAAAGUUUUAGAAAUGAAUAGUGAUGUUCCAAGUGAUGCUGCAACAGAAGCAGGUUAUUCUUUAAAUGAAGAAUCAAAAAGUGAAAAGAAAGAAGAUAAUGACCAUUCAUUUGAAGAACAAAAAGAAGAAUUAAGGAGAAUGUCUAUUGAAAUUGAUAACCACCAAUUACAUGAAGAAUUUGAAACCCCUCAAAAUAAUGAACCAAUAGAUUUCAAACAAAUAAAAGAGGUUAUGGGAAAUUACACUACUAAUGAUAUAAAAUUAGCAAGUCAAAUCACUGAUAAUACUAUAACUAAUCAAGAAGAUAACUCUAACCAAAUAAAUGAAAAAAUAACUUAUGUCACUGUUCCAACUAUGAUAAAACACCAACCAAAACACUGUUCUUCUUUUAAAAAACCUAAGAGAGUUAUUUCUGUUCAAAGAGAGUUAAAAGAAAAUGAAUGCCACAAAGAAAGUAGACCAAUUAAUAGCAAAAAGAAAACUGGUAAUGGUUUAAACAAUUAA
This is a messenger RNA of Entamoeba histolytica HM-1:IMSS, 1113 nucleotides long. RefSeq lists its product as uncharacterized. Lineage: Eukaryota; Evosea; Mastigamoebida; Endamoebidae. The record is from RefSeq and is a predicted model, not a curated record. The transcript is spliced from 2 exons. Bases 1 to 1113 code for a protein of 370 amino acids.